CAUUGUUUUUAUACGAAGAAAAAAUCACCGCUGCCUAAAUUUGAUUGAAUUCGUAGAACAGCAGAGUUCCGAAAAUCAGCGAAAGAUCGGUGGUGCACAAACUUGGAACAAUGAAUUUGACGGAGCAAAAUCCGUAUGGGAAUGGACUGCUUUAUGCCGGUUUUAACCAGGAUCAAGGAUGCUUUGCUUGUGCUACGGACACGGGCUUUCGUGUUUACAAUUGCGACCCGCUGAAGGAAAAGGAACGCCAAUAUUUUCCUGAAGGCGGUCUUAGCCAUGUGGAAAUGCUUUUCCGAUGCAAUUAUCUGGCAUUAGUUGGCGGUGGCAUACGACCGUUGUAUCCGCCUAACAAAGUCAUCGUGUGGGAUGAUUUAAAGAAAUCUCCGGCAAUUUCAUUGGACUUCAAUCAGCCUGUUCGCGCAGUUCGUCUGCGACGCGAUCGCAUUGUCGUUGUGCUUGAGGGCGUCAUCAAAGUGUUUACGUUCACACAACAGCCGCAGCAGCUUCACGUCUAUGAGACGAGCGCCAACCCAAACGGUCUGUGCGUCCUUUGUCCACACAGCAAUAAAAGUCUACUUGCAUUCCCCGGUCGACGCACGGGCCAUGUACAGAUCGUCGAUCUUGCCAAUACGGAGCGUGCACCGUUGGAGGUCAUAGCCCACGAGGCAGCCAUCAGUUGCAUUGCCCUGAACUUGCAGGGUACUCGUCUGGCUACUGCUGGCGAAAAGGGUACUCUUAUACGUAUUUUCGACACGGAGAACGGCAAGAAGGUUUCGGAACUCAGGCGUGGCAGCAAUCACGCAAACAUCUUUUGCAUCAAUUUCAAUCACCAGUCCACCAUGGUGGUGGUGGCCUCCGAUCAUGGCACCAUACAUGUCUUUAAUCUCGAAGACAACAAGCAGCGUGAGUCGUCGCUGCCCAUCAUACCCAAGUAUUUAUUAAGUCAAUGGAGCUUCGUCAAGUUCUCCAUACCACAAGGACCGCGUUGUAUUUGUGCCUUUGGCGCCGAGCCAAACGCUGUUGUCGCCAUUUGCGCCGAUGGCCAUUACUAUAAAUUCCUAUUCAAUAAUAAAGGCGACUGCACUCGCGAUACAUGCAUGCAGUUUCUGGAGCUGCAGGACGAUGAAACCUAAAAGCCCAAGGAUCCAGUGCUUUCACUCUGCUGUAGCUAAAGCAGCACACCAUAUGUAUGUGCAUAUUAAUAAAUAUAUAUAUGAAAUGUGUUAUUAAAUAUUGUAAUUAAAGCUAAGGUGAGACAGGCAAAGCGUUUGCCAAAAACACAAA
This is a messenger RNA of Scaptodrosophila lebanonensis, 1284 nucleotides long. Its product is annotated as WD repeat domain phosphoinositide-interacting protein 3. Bases 111 to 1133 code for a protein of 340 amino acids. The transcript has 4 exons. Gene Ontology annotation, cellular component: phagophore assembly site membrane; cytosol; extrinsic component of membrane. NCBI's taxonomy places the organism in Eukaryota, Metazoa, Arthropoda, Insecta, Diptera, Drosophilidae. The record is from RefSeq and is a predicted model, not a curated record. Gene Ontology annotation, molecular function: protein binding; phosphatidylinositol-3-phosphate binding; phosphatidylinositol-3,5-bisphosphate binding. Gene Ontology annotation, biological process: protein lipidation; nucleophagy; autophagy of mitochondrion.